AUGAAUUUCUCAUAUGGAUUUGUUGUUAUACUUUUUCUUUUCUUUUGUAGUUUUGCUCAAAAAUUUAGUAUUAUUAAAAAAGGUAAUUCCAUUGAAAUAACUAAAGGAGCAAUUCGUGGGAGUGUUGCAUGGGGAAGUUAUGAAAAUACAGUUAAUAGUACAGGGUGGGGAGUAUUAAAUAUUCAUACAAAUAAAAAGUAUUCACCAGAAGAACAAGCAUUUGCAGCGGGAUAUAUUGAAUCAUAUUUAACUCAUCAAUGGAUAUGGAUAUAUUGGCAAAACUAUUUAAAAAAUGAAUAUAAACAUGGAAUAAAAAAAAACAUUAGAAGGUUUAUGUCACUUCAAUUUAAUUUUUGGAGAAAACAUAUUAAAAAUAAUGACAAUGAUGAUAUGUAUUGGAAGAAUCAAAAAUUAAUUUUUGAACAAUUUAGAGGAUUAUGGAAUGGGUAUAAAAAAUUUGGUAAAGAACCUAUGACAUUAGAAGAGUUAUACUUUUUAAAUUCUGUUGGGGAUUUACCAACUAUUACUGAUAAAUUUGAAAAGAUUCAUAGUGAAAAUUCAAUGUUAGAUUUACAAGAUAAAAAUCCUGAUGAACUUUACCAUGAAUGUAGUGCAUAUAUUAAAUAUAAUAAUAAAAGUAAUGAUAUUAUUUUUUCACAUAAUACAUGGAGACCAUAUUAUGCAAUGUUAAGAAUUUAUAAACAUUACUUUUUUCCAUGGACUAAAAAUGCUCAGCCAAUGAGUUUUGCAAGUAGUCCUGGAUUAAUUCAUUCAAAAGAUGAUUUUUAUUUACUUAGUAAUUCUCAACAAAAAAGGUUUGGUGUAAUGGAAACUACUAAUUCAUUUUUUUUAAAAAAACUUAAUGAAAGAAUUACACCAAAUUCUCUUCUUUCAUGGCAAAGAAUUCUUGUUUCAAUGUAUUUUGGUCAAACUCCUAAAGAAAUUACAAAGACAAUUGGUCAAUUUAAUAGUGGAACAUAUAAUAAUCAAUGGAUGAUUAUUAAUUUAAAUUCUAUUGAAAAAAAUGCACAGAGAAAGAAAAAUAUAUUAUAUAUUGGUGAACAAAUGCCAGGAAAAUAUAUUGUAAAAGAUGUAACAUCAAUAUUAAUUAAUCAAACAUAUUGGGCAUCAUAUAAUAUUCCAUAUAUUAAAGAAAUUUUUGAAUCAAGUGGAUAUUUAAAGAAAAUGGAAUUAGGAAAGAAAGAGUAUAAUUAUACUGGGUCUUCUCGUGCUUUAAUAUUUACAAGAGAUGGUGCAAGAAUUCAUUCAAUUGAUGAUGUUAAAAAAUUAAUGACAAUGAACCAUUAUAAAACUGAUCCAAUUUCAAAUAAACCACGAAACCAAAUUGCUGCUCGAUAUGACCUUGAAAUAGAUAGUGAUUAUAAAUUCCCAUUUGGAGCUGUAGAUUGUAAAAUAGGAGCUGCUUCAUUAAAAUAUAAAACAUUAGCAUAUUGUGGACCAACACAUGAAGGAGGACUUCCACCAUUUAACUGGGAAUUAUUUCCAUCAAUCCAACAUUGGGGAACUCCUCGUGUUUAUAAUUUUGAUUGGGUUAAAAUGAAUCCAUCUCUUUAA
Molecule: messenger RNA, 1575 nt
Organism: Entamoeba dispar SAW760
Lineage: Eukaryota; Evosea; Mastigamoebida; Endamoebidae
Exons: 1
Coding region: 1-1575 (524 amino acids)
Biological process (GO): phospholipid catabolic process
Cellular component (GO): extracellular region
Molecular function (GO): glycerophospholipase activity
Source: RefSeq, a predicted model, not a curated record